AAAUAAUGGGAAUCACUGGAACUAAUCUCUCUUACUAAUUGUGAAGAAUGUAUGCAGGACCUUCCGGCCUCAUCUAAGGGGGAACAAAUCGAUAUUUUAAUUUGGGCAUUAAUUUUAUUCCUUUUGUUGAAUGACAAAAGGGGGAAAAAUUAGGGACACCUUUACUAUAGCACCUAAUGUUUGUCAUCAACAAAAAGGGGGAAUUUGUUGAAUAUGUUGUUUUGUUGAUGACUAACCAUGCAGGAACAAAGGAUGGAACGGGUCUAUAAACAUAUGUGAAUUAUGUGCAUAUAAGACUACUCGUUUGAAUUCUAUUUUUAAUUACGAAGCUUUAUUUGAAAAUAUGGAAUGAAAUCUGUGGUAACCACUACUCCUUGGUUAGAAAUUCAUUCGUUGGAAAAUAAUCCAAAUAGAAAGUCCUUAAAUGAUUAAACCCACUUUGGAAAGGAAACAUUUAGAGUUGCUUUAAUAAUUCCAUGACCGUUGCAUGUUUUGAAUGAAAAGAUCUUUUGCAUAAAUUGUUGCCUUCUCUAGCUAAGGAUCCGUUUGCAUAAAUACAUAAAAUAUCUUUGGAGCAAUUAUUAUUAAUCUCUAUGAACAAGGAAAGGAUCGAGAAAGAGAAGGGGAUCUUCCAAACAAGGCAAGAAUCGUUCUCUUGCAUAAGGAAGUCACAACGGACACAUCCGGAGCAACCUAUAUAUUCAAGAAAGCAAAAUGGAAGAGGUGUGCUGAACCGAGAAAAAUACUUAGAAGAAUCAUUCAAGAAAAGAUCAAGUCCUUGGCGACUGAAACUGCCUGCUCGGAGUUCUAGAUAGAGUUUCUCCUUUCCCUUUCAUAUUGUACUUGGACUAUUGAGGCUUAAUUGGCUAGAGUAGCUGCCUCGGGUUAAGUGUGUGUGAGAGCUUUGUGACAAAGCUGAGAGGCUCUCUACCCGCAAGGUAGAGAUGCAUAACUCUUCCUAGAGAGGAUAGAGUUGGGGAGGCUCAAGGGUAGAUUAGGAGAAUCACUCUUGUAACUCUUUCAAAGGCUUGUUUAGUGAAGUUGUUUAAAAUUCCUCCGAGGGAGGUCGAGGUUUUUUAAUCCCUUUGAGCCAAGGGAUUUUUCCUCGUUAAAUUCUUGUGCACUUUACUAUUUUGCAAUUCCCUUUAUCCCACACUAGAACUCGACGAAAAACUGCCACGGUUCCACACACACACAAUUCACCCCCCCUCUUGUGUUGCUAACCGUUUUCAUCAAUGGUGAAGGUUUUGAUACAAGAAGGAAGACAUUGUCACAAAACAUGUCCUCUAAAAGAUGUGCAACAACUACAACACACCAUAGUCAUGAACGCAUUAUAGCUGAUGCAGGUGAAACUCAUGAAAGUUCAGCUAGUGAUAGUCCCCAUCGUCCAUCACCAGAAAAGAAUUGUUGAAGCAGAUACACAUCUCACUAUUAAAAGAUAAUAUGUGAUUGAGUUUAGAUGGUGAUUGCUGACUAUGGUGAAUUAAAAACAUGUUGUCUACCUAGCUUCUCGCCCAAAGAAAAGAGGUUGUGGUCAAACAAUGGGAAAGGGAAUUAUGAGAGCAUUUGGGGCUUCUAAGACAAAAAUGCAGAUAAAUGUGGAUCCAUCAAUCGGAAGACCAAAAGAUGGAGAAGAAUCGGCAAAACCUUCAAGUCAAAUUGGUAUAGUUACUCGUGAUUUACUUCUUGUGCCAAGAAGGUGGAAUGAAGUUGAUCAGAAGAAUGGGCCUAAACCUGGAUUUGAUCAUCCAAGAAGGUGGAAUGAAGUUGAUCAGGAGAAUGGGCUCAAACCGGGAUUCGAUCAUAUUAAGUCUCUGCAGGAAUUAAGUGGGGAUUCUUGUGAUAGGAUUGAGUUUUAUAAACGCACUCAUUAUUCAGAGAAGAAAGGUUGGUCAUCCAAAGUGGCAGAAGAAAAUUGAGAGAUGAUGAAAAAGAAACAACCGUACAAAGAAGAAAAAUUUGAAAAGAGUGCAGAUGAGAUAGUUCUUGAGGUUCUUGGACAUGGGUCUGACUAGAUUAAAGGUCUUGGUUAUGGUCCUAAACCUACAAGUAGACGCAACAAUGCUAAUUCUUUUAUGACCGAGCAUUCGAGCAACUCCAAAAACAACUUCAUGAAACAAAACAAAAACUACACAUUUCUGAAUCACAAGUUGGUGAGCUUAAGACUCAAGUACAAGAUCCUGAUAAAUGUGGAAAAACUCAUGGCAUUUAUGACUACUCAAGGAAUGACCUUAUAAUCACUGCUAUUGGUUUCACAACCAAGCUUUUUUUUUUUUUAGUUUUUUGUUUUUGUCAUCUAAAAACUUCCAGUGAAGUGUUUUGCGCAAUAAAUUUCAUCCGAAUAUGAGAAUGAGUUUGAAUCUGAAUUGUGGGCAGUUUGUUACUAAUAUUUAUCAAUUAAAAAU
Cuscuta epithymum is the source of this 2405-nucleotide messenger RNA. NCBI's taxonomy places the organism in Eukaryota, Viridiplantae, Streptophyta, Magnoliopsida, Solanales, Convolvulaceae. The record is from the annotation of a GenBank genome assembly.